AUGGGUUUAAAAUAUUAUUCCAAUGAAAUCAAUAAUUCUAAAAACUUUCUACCAUUAUCAUCAAACGCGGAUAUGUCAUCCUAUGCCAACACUUCUGUUUCAUAUUAUAAGAAAUAUCAAUGUUCUUCUCCACUAUCAUCAUCAAAAACUCCUAUGAUUAAAACAAAUAUUAAUACUCACCCGUAUACUUAUAUUCAAAACCAUGAUGAUAUUGGUCAUUCAACAGAGACAUCAUAUUAUUUUCGAAAUAAUACCUAUGCCAAUAUUCCUAAAUCACAAACAAAAUCAACAUAUAUAUCUAAUGAAACAAUAUUAGAGAAUGCAACAUCGAUGACAACUCUGUCUAAUACAGAAAUAGACAUGAAUUCACAAAUAUUAGACAAAAAUAAUAAUAAUAAUCAAAUUUAUGAAAAUGUUAAAUUAUGUCCAAAACUAUUAUCAUCUAUAACUCCUUUCAAAUUCAAUAAAUUAUUAUCACAUCAAAAAUCAUCAAUCAAUAAUAUAAACCCAUGUUCAUCUUCACAUAUCUAUAUGAAUCUACCACAACAAUCAAUUAUUCCAAUACAUAGAAUAUUAUCAAGAAAAAAUGAUCAAACACAUAUUAAUCGUUGUUCUUCAAUAUAUUCGAUAGAAAAAGAACAAAUUGACAUUGAAACAAGUUCAAAUACUAAUACUAUACAAGUAGUUAAAAAACUUGAAGUCAGUUUGGUCCCGAGUUGUCGUGAUAAAAGUGUUUUAUAUCGUACAAAGAUGCCUUCAUCAUUUCGUCAACAACAAGCAUUACAUCGUUCGAAACAGCAUCAUCAACAUCGUACAAAAACUAUUCAUGCCAAUCAAAAUUCUCAUACAAUACAACAACAAAAAAACCAAGAUUCAAAUUUCAUCAUUCCUAUUCAUCAUCCAAUAAUUACUGAUGAUCAAUGGAGACGUUCGUUACAUAAAAAUUUUCAAAUGAAAUCUGUAUCAAAUCAAUUAUAUAAUGAAAUUCAACAAUCAAUAUUUGUCGAUAAUCAAUCAUUAAAUAAUAUUUAUACAGAUAAAGAUCUAUGUGAAUAUCCUACAGAAUUUCAUAAGAUAUUACAAGAUCAAAUUUUUGCAUGGUAUCCAACUGAAAAUUAUAAUGAAGAUGAUUUAAUACCACAAAUUCAUUCAACAUUAGAAAAUGAUGAAUCAUAUAAACAAGAUGAAAUAACCAAUUUGGAUGAAGAAGAAUUUUGUCGACAUGAUACAUUUGAAGAUUUUUUUCUUCGACGUCGUCCUAAAUCAUCAUCAUGUUCAACUUUACCAAAUGGUACUAAAACUAUUAUUUCUGAAACAAUUUCUCAUGAAAUACCUACUCAAGCUUCAUCAUUAAAUCGACAUUUUCCUAGUAUUGCUUUAGGUUUAGAUAAGACUGAUGUAGAAUUUAUUCAUGAUAUAAUUGAACGUUCACAUGGUGAUCAUCGUAAAUCGAAUCGAAUAACAGCACUUCGAGAAGCUUAUACUCGAGCAAUAAAUAAAAAACUUGAUUUAAUAAAAACAAAAAAUAUUUCUCCAACGGAAGAACAUAGAAAAAAGAAUAUUAAAGCAAUGAAACAUUCAUUUGUUGCUUCAAAAAUUCGUGAUGAACUUGAAAAAUAUGAUGAAUUACCCGUUCAUCAAAGGGCUACAUUCUAUGAGGACGAUACAUAUUCAGUACAUUAUCGACAUCAAACUCAUCAUUGUACAAUACCUGUAGUUCUUUCAACAGCACAUCGAAUAUUAAAUUUUGUUUUAUCAUUAAAACGACAAUUACAAAAAAAUUUUCAUAAUAUUCGAUCAAGAAUUCUUAUUGAAACUAUGACGGAAUCAUCAAAUCAUGUAUCACGACAUAGACACACAUUUCAUGAUUCAUCAGUUCUAUCUCAUCGACAUGGAUCUCGACUAAAAACAAUACAUAAUGUUGCUCAUCAUACUAAUAGUCGUCAUGCAACUGAACAUUCUCAUCCUGUUCAUAGACGUCAGCUAUGUCGGAUUCAUUCAAAUCGAUCUCAAUUACAAAAUCAACAUAUUCAUCAAUUUCCAUCCAGUGAACAACAUUCAUCAAAUAGACAACGAACAUUUCGAAUCAUUCCUCAUCAACAGCAACUACAAAGAAUUGAAUGA
Rotaria sp. Silwood2 is the source of this 2124-nucleotide messenger RNA. Lineage: Eukaryota; Metazoa; Rotifera; Eurotatoria; Philodinida; Philodinidae. The record is from the annotation of a GenBank genome assembly.